This is a messenger RNA of Xyrauchen texanus (razorback sucker), 1801 nucleotides long. RefSeq lists its product as uncharacterized. Bases 212 to 1801 code for a protein of 529 amino acids. Lineage: Eukaryota; Metazoa; Chordata; Actinopteri; Cypriniformes; Catostomidae. Gene Ontology annotation, molecular function: ubiquitin-protein transferase activity. The record is from RefSeq and is a predicted model, not a curated record. The transcript has 13 exons.
UAAAACAACUGAGCUACAAUUAUAUGUUUUAUCUGAACCUGCUGCUCCGAACACCCCAAAGCUUACUCCAAGCAGCACAGAAGAGCUUGUUUUAGCUCAUGCAGGAUUGGGGAAAAGGCUCAUUACAUUUAAUGAGAAUGCCAAACAUGAUGAGAUUUUUGAUCAACUGGAGAAUGAGUUUCCAAAAUUAAGAUGCCUCAAAAGAAGCUGGAUGUUUUACAAAGCCACUGGUGGAAGUGGGUGCCGAAAACUCUCCAUGAUUUUAACUGAUGCGGAGGGCUACUCUUUGCGUGCACUAAAAUCUGCGUCCAACAAUGGCAAAAAUGUUCUCAACGUGGUUCCAAUUCAAGAGAGACUUUCAACAGAACCCCUACCCUAUGAUGCUCCUGAAUUUUUUAAAAUGCCCAAAGCAAACUGUGUGUCAUGUGGCCAGAAAAUGCCCCUUCAGAUGUUGGCUUUACAUGUAGAGGAAUGUUCAAAAGCUGAACCUGAGGAAGAUCUGGAUGAUGAUGAUGAUACUGAAGAAUUUCAGGUUGCAGACACUGAGGAUUCAUUUGGGACUUGCCCCAUUUGCCAGACAUUAAUACCAACUGAUUUACUCCCAACUCAUGCAAAUUUCUGCAUUGACAGAAGAAAUAGUCCCGCGGAUGACAGUCCCCAUCAGACAGAGGAACUUCCUGGACCUUCUUCAGCUGUGGACUCAUCUGAACAAGCAGGAGCUAAUUCAAAUGAAUGGAUGAAGAUUUUAGAUCCAGGCAUGGCGUCUAUAUUAUUCUGUAGGACUCUGCUGAGGGAACAGAGCCAGGCAAAGCCACUGCGUUUCCACUUGGAUUUAAAAGACAGCCCUGAGGACCAAGAACGAUCCAUAUUGUCUUUUUACAAGGCAAAGGGAGUGAACUGGGCUGCUCCACUUAAGUGCAUAUUAGAAGGAGAUGCUGCAAUUGGUGAUGGGGUCAAUAGACACCUCCUGAGUAUGACUAUUGAGAAGUUGAGGACUGGUUUUUCUGUCAAUUUUGGUGUAGCAGACAUAACACUCCUGUUUGAGGGUGAACAGGAUCACCUUGUUCCAUGCUGCAGUCAAACUCUGCUUGAUAGCGACUUAUUUGUUGUUGCUGGUCGCAUGAUUGGCCACUCAUUUCUCCACGGUGGCCCUCUGCUACCUGGGAUUAGCCCUGCCAUAAUUCAUGUGUUGGUGGGUGGUGCCGUUGAGACUGCAGAGAUUCAUCUGAAAGACUGUCCUGAUGUGGAUCAGAGGCAUACUAUCCAAUUGCUGGAAGGGAAUCGUAAAAUUUCAGAAGAGGAAAGGGAGGAAAUCACUAGACUUUCUGUUAUGUGGGACCUUCCUGGGUUUUCCGAAGACCACCGGAAAUGGCUCUUUAAUAGGAUGCUGCAACAUGCUGUUUUGUAUAGGACUAAAUGUCAAGUAAAGCAGCUAAGGUGUGGAAUCAAAGAGACAAAGAUCUGGCCAUUGAUCACUGAAAGAGAAGAUGCAGUUAAAGUGCUCUUCCCAAGGGCAAGUGAUGCGGAGUAUGGCCCAGAGGUAAUUCUUCAGCACAUUGUAUGGCCUGUUGCUGAAUCAGAUGAUGACGAUGACGCCGACGACAGAUUGUGCCCUGAAGUCGUCACUCGCCAAAUACGUUUUCUACGUGAAUACAUUCAGAAAGCUACCACAGACCAGCUGCAAAAGCUCUUGACAUUUUGGACUGGAUGGGAGGUGCCAUCCAAGAGCCUGCAGGUUAAAGUUUGGAGGGAAGGUUUUCAAGGCUUCCACCUGCAGCAGGACCCUAAUGCUUCCUGCUGA